AUGGAGUCCGGGAACCUCAACAAUGCCAUGAAGCACUUCAGCCAUGAGCAUGCCCUAAAAUAUGAGUACAUGCCAAAGGGUAUCGAAUUUCAAUGUUCCGGCUGCAAAUCGCCGGGUUCCGGCCACCUCUUCGCUUGCUGGACAUGCAAUUUUUACCUUCACAAGCAGUGCUUUCUCGCCGGCCGAUCCCUGAAACUUCCUCACAUCCACCCUCAUACUUUGACACUGCUCCCGCAUCCAACUUAUCCCUACAAUGGCUUCCGUUGCGAAGACUGUAAUCUCGACGGGAAUGGAUUCUGUUACAGCUGUUGUGAAUGUGAUUUUGAUCUCCAUGUCCACUGUGCUUCAAAACACAUCCCAAAUCAACCUCCUCCUCCUCCUUUGCCCGAGAAGAAUUCUUUCCCGGUUUCGCCUUUCCCGGAGCCGCCGAAGCUAUAUUCCAAUCUUCAAACUGCAAUUCCAGUUCAACAAACGGAAAAUAACAUCAACCGGAACACAAUCUUUGAUUCCAAAUUUCCGGCACCGGCGCCGGGAAAAGACAGCAAUCCUGUUCUUACUACAACUCCCCUGCCUGAGAAGAAUCCCACCCCGGUUUUUGCCCUACCUUUCAAUAAUUAUAAACCUACUACUCCAUCUCAACAAAAUGAAAACAUCAAUCAAAAUACACCCUUCAUAUUUCCUACAUCACUGACGGAGAAAGAAAAUCAAACUCCUCCUCCUUCUCCUUCUCCUUCUCCUUCCAUUCCGGGAAAGAAUUCCGCCCCUGUUUGGGAUACCACGAAUUUCUUGAAACCUCCUCUACCUGCAAAUUCGUUUCUACAAAUCCGAUCCAACAGUCAAAACACAGGCUUUGAUUUAAAAGUUUCCACACCGUCGACGGAAAAGAGCAAUGGAAUUCCUCUGUUUCCUUCCGGGCCUGGAAAAAGUUCCGCCCCUGUUCGGACUUCCCCGAAUUUCCUGAAUCUUGGAAAACCUCCCAGUCCUCCACCUGCAGCUCCGUUUCAACAAACCCAAUCCAACAAUCAAAAUACAGGUUUUGGUUUCAAAGUGGCUACACCAUCGACGGAAAUGAGCACUCUGUUUCUUUCCGGGCCUGGAAAAGGUUCCACCCCAGUUUGGCAUCUCAAUCAUCAACCUGCAACUCCGGUUCAACAAACCCAAAACAUCAAUCAAACUAAAAGCUCUGGUUUCACAUUUCCAACACCGCCGAUGCCGUCCUUUUCCUCGGGAUUUUCAUCCAGCAAUCACACGAAUGGUUUUCAAGCUUGGAGGGCGAGUUGA
Molecule: messenger RNA, 1281 nt
Organism: Oldenlandia corymbosa var. corymbosa
Lineage: Eukaryota; Viridiplantae; Streptophyta; Magnoliopsida; Gentianales; Rubiaceae
Source: the annotation of a GenBank genome assembly